Fusarium odoratissimum NRRL 54006 is the source of this 2656-nucleotide messenger RNA. RefSeq lists its product as uncharacterized. Gene Ontology annotation, molecular function: transmembrane transporter activity. The record is from RefSeq and is a predicted model, not a curated record. NCBI's taxonomy places the organism in Eukaryota, Fungi, Ascomycota, Sordariomycetes, Hypocreales, Nectriaceae. Bases 983 to 2656 code for a protein of 557 amino acids. Gene Ontology annotation, biological process: transmembrane transport. The transcript has 5 exons.
AAGAAACAUUCUUUGAUGCACCAGAUCUCCCUUUAUCUACCUUCAACCCCAUCUCACAAGCAUUAAAGAAUUUGAUCCGUUGGGACAGAAAACACACCACCUCAGCCCAUUGUAAGAUCAGGGCUUGCGAAGCCCAAGCCCAGCUCGCUGAAGAGUAAGGCGAAGACGAACACAUUUCACAUGCAAAUCAAGGGUGCACCGAAGAGCUGAUCAAUGGAGUCAGAUCAUGUUGCUUCAAGAACCCCUGCUGUCUAAAUCUGGACCGUGGAGCUUUUGAUGCGCCUACCCGGGACUACUGUUUCGAUGCGCAAGUUCGACAAGUUGGACCAUAUUCAUGCUUAAGGUAUUAUUCUGCUAGUCAGUCUCUCCCAUUGAAUGUCUCUAUGAAUAUUCGUUUCAAUCAUGUACCUGACCAAGCGUCUAUAUACUUCGACGAAGUUGGAAAUUUUAUGCUUAACCCUAAUUCCCGUAUCUUGAGAUGACAACAGUCACUUCAUAUAAGCUACAAAGCAUUCUUUAAUACCUCAAUACCAUGUACUCCGUAAUAUUGGAUCUUAGUAAUGCCGAGAAGCACCAAGAGUCUCUGAAGGCAGCUGUCUCAAUACCUGACGUUGACCACGGUGAUAACAAUGUCCGUUCACAAUCGGCCGAAACAUUUGUCAUACGGCAACGGGGAUCCGAAAACGCGAGAGCCGAGCCAUUCCUCUCGAUCAACGUUAGUAGUUCUCAACGUUAAGCGGGAAUUAAUUGCCGUUGUUCAGGUGUUGCAACCUAUAGUGUAAUAAGACCUCCCAAGGUAUGACGACAGUGGUGGAGCGAAAGUGGUGAUGCGACAUGAAGAUCAGAGAACGGACUUAGACCUGAUUUCUAAUUUAUUUCCGAGUCUUGAGAAUCGACCCUAGAAGCAGAACAGUGUCAUUGACUUCAAGGGAAUUCACUAGUCGACAUCAGAUAGGACAUACGCAGUGCGUUGAAUAUAAAUAUGAGCCCUGGCUCUCUCAUCACGGCCGAACAUCCCUUUGUACUUGUAACGUUAACAACAGCCAUGGCGCCUAUACAUCGAAUAUUCUCAUCGGCUAAUAACAAGCCCUAUCGAACUAAGCAACUUGAAGAAGAAAACCCCCCGUACUUAAACGAGGAUGGCUACGUCGACUUUGCACCAGGCGACAUUCAAAACCCGCAGAAUUGGUCUACUGCUCGGCGCUGGUCUGUCACGUUCUCAGCUGUGUUGCUCGUACUGAAUGCUACUUUUGCAUCGAGCUCGCCAAGUGGAUGCUUCCCGUCUAUCUCAGAACACUUCCAUGUAUCCGAGUUGGUAGCAGGCUUGACCAUCACCCUGUUUCUACUGGGUUACUGUGCCGGACCGCUCAUCUUCGCACCACUAAGUGAGCUCUACGGGAGAAGAUGGAUCUUCUACAUCACCUUUAUGCUAUAUAUCAUCUUUAACUUUCUUUGCGCCUGGGCACCUAACUUUGGCGCCCUCCUUGUCGGCCGUUUCCUCACUGGAACGUUUGUCUCUGCACCCCUCAGCAACGCACCUGGCGUACUCGCAGACCUGUGGACCCCAAUCGAGCGUGGCAAUGCCAUGGCAGGAUUCUCUGCUAUGGUAUGGGUCGGGCCAGCAUUAGGUCCUGUUAUUGCCGGGUUCCUCGAGCUAAAGAAGGACUGGCGUUGGAGUUUCUAUGUCCUUCUCUGGCUUGGUGGUGCAACAGGUCUCAUCAUGUUGACUAUUCCCGAGACACAUGCUCCCACAAUUCUCCUUAAGAAGGCUCGAAGAAUAAGAAAGGCAAAGAUUCCUGGUUAUGAGAAUGUCAAAGCUCGAUCUGAAGAGGGUGAUCGUACACUGAAGACUGUGUACCGUAUCGCCUUGACCAGACCGUGGAUUAUCCUCUUUGACACCAUAUCCUUUCUCUGCGCAAUCUAUAUGUCUGUAGUCUACACGUUAUUAUAUAUGCUUUUUAGCAUCUAUCCAAUUGUGUUUCAGCAGCGCCGUGGCUGGAACUCCGGUGUUGGAGAGCUGCCCUUGAUUGGAACUGUUAUUGGUGCAUUCAUCGGUGGUGGCAUAGUUUUGAUCGAUACGCGAAUUCGAAAGAAAAAGAUUGAGAAUGGGGACAAACAAAUGGAGCCCGAAGAUAGAUUGCCAUUGGCAAUGAUUGGAGGUGUUGGAUUUGCCGUGACCAUGUUCUGGUUUGCAUGGACGGCUGAGUAUAACUCUAUCCAUUGGAUCGUACCGACGCUGGCGGGAACUUUCCUCGCUACAUCUUUAAUGUUGAUCUUCGUGGCUUUCUUGACGUAUCUCGUCGAUGUUUAUCUUAUGUACGCGGCAUCUGCUAUUGCAGCCAAUACCAUUGCUCGAUCAGCAUGCGGAGCUGCUGCUCCCUUAUUCACAACACAAAUGUUCGAUACACUGGGAGUUGGUGGCGGCGGAAGUCUAAUCGGAGGGGUCGCUACAGUUCUAGCCAUUAUCCCGUUUCUGUUCUACAGAUACGGUAAGCAGAUUCGAAUCAGAAGCAAAUUUGCGCCGACAGAAGAGAAGAGCGAAGCUAGAGAGAAAGAUGAGGAACUGGCUGACAACAAUGCCAUUGCUCGGAGGAAUAGUGUUUUAUCUCAUUCAGAUAGCCAGAGUAGCUCGGAUACCACAGUGGCCGCCGCAUGA